Closterium sp. NIES-65 is the source of this 9522-nucleotide messenger RNA. The record is from the annotation of a GenBank genome assembly. NCBI's taxonomy places the organism in Eukaryota, Viridiplantae, Streptophyta, Zygnematophyceae, Desmidiales, Closteriaceae.
AUGGCAAGAACAAGGCCUAACAAGAACAAUUUAAAGAACAAGGGCCUCCCCAUUCUCCCGCUUUCCAUCACCCCGCUCGAAUCUCCCGCUUUCCAUCACCCUGCCCCAUUCUCACGCUGUCCAUCACCUCGCCCCCUUCUCCCUCCUUCCAUCACCCCGCCCCAUUCUCCCGCUUUCCAUCACCCCGCCCCAUUCUCCCGCUUUCCAUCACCUCGCCCCAUUCUUCCGCUUUCCAUCACCCCUCCCCGUUCUCCCACUUUCCAUCACCCCGCCCCAUUCUCCAACUUUCCAUCAUCCCGCCCCAUUCUCCCGCUUUCCAUCACCCCGCCCCAUUCUCCCGCUUUCCAUCACCCCGCCCCAUUCUCCCGCUUUCCAUCACCCCGUCCCAUUCUCCCGCUUUCCAUCACCCCAACCCACUCUCCCUCCUUCCAUCACCCCGCCCCAUUCUCCCUCCUUCCAUCACCUCGCCCCAUUCUCUUGCUUUCCAUCACCCCGCCCCAUUCUCCCGCCUUCCAUCACCCCGCCCCGUUCUCCCUCAUUCCAUCACCCCGCCCCAGUCUCCCUCCCUCCAUCACCCUCCCCCAUUCCCCCGCUUUCCAUCACCUCGCCCCAUUCUCCAUAUUCCAUCACCCCGCCCCAUUCUCCGACUUUUUAUCACCCCGUCCCAUUCUCCCGCUUUCCGUCACCCCGUCCCAUUCUCCCGCUUUCCAUCACCCCGCCCCAUUCUCCCACCUUCCAUCACGCCGCCCCAUUCUCCCGCUUUCCAUCACCUCGCCCAAUUCUCCCGCUUUCCAUCACCCCUCCUUAUUCUCCCGCUUUCCAUCACCCCGCCCCAUUCUCCCGCCUUCCGUCACCCCGCCCCAUUCUCCUGCUUUCCAUCACCCAGGCCCAUUCUUCCUCCUUCCAUCGUCCGGCCCCAUUCUCCCUCCUUCCAUCACCCCGCCCCAUACUCCCUCCUUCCAUCACCCUGCCCCAUUCUCCCGCUUUCCAUCACUCUGCCCCAUUGUCCUACUUUCCAUCACCCUGUGCCAUUCUUCCGCUUUCUAUCACUUAGCACCAUUCUCCCGCUUUCCAUCACCCUGCCCAAUUCUCCCACUUUCCAUCAUCUCGCCCCAUUCUCCCGCUUUCCAUCACCCCGCCCCAUUCUCCGGCUUUCCAUCACCCUGCCCCAUUCUCCGGCUUUCCUUCACCCCAGCCCAUUCUCCCGCUCUCCAUCACCCCGCCCCAUUCUCCCGCUUUCCAUCACCCCGCCCCAUUCCCCCGCUUUCCAUCACCCCGCCCCAUUCUCCCGCUUUCCAUCACCCCGCCCCAGUCUCCCGCUUUCCAUCACCCUGCCCCAUUCUCCCGCUUUCCAUCACCCCGACCCAUUUUCCUGCUUUUCAUCACCCCAGCCCAUUCUCCCGCUUUGAAUCACCCCUCCCCAUUCUCCUGCUUUCCUUCACCCCGCCCCAUUCUCCCGCUUUCCAUCACCCCACCCAGUCUCCCUCCUUCCAUCACCCCGCCCCAUUCUCCCGUUUUCCAUCACCCCGCCCCAUUCUCCCGCUUUCCAGCACCCCACCCCAUUCUCCCGCUUUCCAUGACCCCACCCCAUUCUCUUUCCUUCCAUCACCCCGCCCCAUUGUCCCUCCUUCCAUCACCCCGCCCCAUUCUCCCGUUUUCCAUCACCUCGUCCCAUACUCCCUCAUUCCAUCACCCCGCCCCAUUCUCCUGCUUUCCAUUAACCCGCCCCAUUAUCCCUCCUUCCAUCACCCCGCCCCAUUCUCCCACCUUCCAUCACGCCGCCCCAUUCUCCCGCUUUCCAUCACCCCGCCCAAUUCUCCCGCUUUCCAUCACCCCUCCUUAUUCUCCCGCUUUCCAUCACCCCGCCCCAUUCUCCCUCCUUCCAUCAACCCGCCUCAUGCUCCCACUUUCCAUCACCCCGCCCCAUUCUCCAGCUUUCCAUUACCCCGCCCCAUUCUCUCGCUUUCCAUCACCCCGCCCCAUUCUCCCGCUUUCCAUCACCCCGCCCCAUUCUCCCGCUUUCCAUCACCCCGUCCCAUUCUCCCGCUUUCCAUCACCCCAACCCACUCUCCCUCCUUCCAUCACCCCGCCCCAUUCUCCCUCCUUCCAUCACCUCGCCCCAUUCUCUUGCUUUCCAUCACCCCGCCCCAUUCUCCCGCCUUCCAUCACCCCGCCCCGUUCUCCCUCAUUCCAUCACCCCGCCCCAGUCUCCCUCCCUCCAUCACCCUCCCCCAUUCCCCCGCUUUCCAUCACCUCGCCCCAUUCUCCAUAUUCCAUCACCCCGCCCCAUUCUCCGACUUUUUAUCACCCCGACCCAUUCUCCCGCUUUCCGUCACCCCGUCCCAUUCUCCCGCUUUCCAUCACCCCGCCCCAUUCUCCCACCUUCCAUCACGCCGCCCCAUUCUCCCGCUUUCCAUCACCUCGCCCAAUUCUCCCGCUUUCCAUCACCCCUCCUUAUUCUCCCGCUUUCCAUCACCCCGCCCCAUUCUCCCGCCUUCUGUCACCCCGCCCCAUUCUCCUGCUUUCCAUCACCCAGGCCCAUUCUUCCUCCUUCCAUCGUCCGGCCCCAUUCUCCCUCCUUCCAUCACCCCGCCCCAUACUCCCUCCUUCCAUCACCCUGCCCCAUUCUCCCGCUUUCCAUCACUCUGCCCCAUUGUCCUGCUUUCCAUCACCCUGUGCCAUUCUUCCGCUUUCCAUCACUUAGCACCAUUCUCCCGCUUUCCAUCACCCUGCCCAAUUCUCCCACUUUCCAUCAUCUCGCCCCAUUCUCCCGCUUUCCAUCACCCCGCCCCAUUCUCCGGCUUUCCAUCACCCUGCCCCAUUCUCCGGCUUUCCUUCACCCCAGCCCAUUCUCCCGCUCUCCAUCACCCCGCCCCAUUCUCCCGCUUUCCAUCACCCCGCCCCAUUCCCCCGCUUUCCAUCACCCCGCCCCAUUCUCCCGCUUUCCAUCACCCCGCCCCAGUCUCCCGCUUUCCAUCACCCUGCCCCAUUCUCCCGCUUUCCAUCACCCCGACCCAUUUUCCUGCUUUUCAUCACCCCAGCCCAUUCUCCCGCUUUGAAUCACCCCUCCCCAUUCUCCUGCUUUCCUUCACCCCGCCCCAUUCUCCCGCUUUCCAUCACCCCACCCAGUCUCCCUCCUUCCAUCACCCCGCCCCAUUCUCCCGUUUUCCAUCACCCCGCCCCAUUCUCCCGCUUUCCAUCUGCCCGCCCUAUUCUCCCGCUUUCCAUCACCCCGCCCUAUUCUCCCUCCUUCCAUCACCCCGCCUCAUUUUCCCGCUUUCCAUCACCCCGCCCCAUUCUCCCGCUUUCCAUCACCCCGCCCAAUUCUCCCGCUUUCCGUCACCCCGCCCCAUUCUCCCGCUUUCCAUCACCCCGUCCCAUUCUCCCACCUUCCAUCACCCCGCUCCAUUCUCCUGCUCUCCAUCACCCCGCCCCAUUCUCCCACUUUCCAUCACCCCGCCCCAUUCUCCUGCUUUCCAUCACCCCGCCCCAUUCUGCCGCUUUCCAUCACCCUGUACCAUUCUCCCGCUUUCCAUCACCCCGCCCCAUACUCCCGCUUUCCGUCACCCCGCCCCAUUCUCACGCUUUCCAUCACCCCGCCCAAUUAUCCCGCUUUCCAUCACCCCGCCCCAUUCUCCCGCUUUCCAUCACCCCACUCCAUUCUCCUGCUUUCCAUCACCCCGCCCCAUACUCCCACUUUCCAUCACCCCGCCCCAUUCUUCUGCUUUCCAUCACCCCGCCCCAUUCUGCCGCUUUCCAUCACCCCGCCCCAUUCUCCCACUUUUCAAUCACCCCUCCCCAUUCUCCCGCUUUCCAUCACCCUGUAACAUUCUCCCGCUUUCCAUCUCCCUGCCCCAUACUCCCGCUUUCCAUCACCCUGCCCCAUUCUCCCUCCUUCCAUCACCCCGCCCCAUUCUUCCUCCUUCCAUCACCCCGCCCCAUUCUCCCGCUUUCCAUCACCCCACUCCAUUCUCCUGCUUUCCAUCACCCCGCCCCAUUCUCCCACUUUCCAUCACCCCGCCCCAUUCUCCUGCUUUCCAUCACCCCACCCCAUUCUGCCGCUUUCCAUCACCCCGCCCCAUUCUCCCACUUUUCAAUCACCCCUCCCCAUUCUCCCGCUUUCCAUCACCCUGUACCAUUCUCCCGCUUUCCAUCUCCCUGCCCCAUACUCCCGCUUUCCAUCAUCCCGCCCCAUUCUCCCUCCUUCCAUCACCCCGCCCCGUUCUCCAUACUUCCAUCACCCCGCCCCAUUCUCCCACUUUCCAUCACCCCGCCCUAUUCUCCCGCUUUCUAUCACCCUGCCUCAUUCUCUCGCUUUCCAUGACCCCGCCCCAUUCUCCCGCUUUCCAUCACCCCGCCCCAUUCUCCCGCUCUCCAUCACCCCGCCCUAUUCUCCUUCUUUCAAUGUCCCUGCCCCAUUCUCCUGCUUUCCAUCACCCCGCCCCAUUCUCCCGCUUUCCAUCACCUCGCCUCAUUCUCCCCCUUUCCAUCACCCUGCACCAUUCUCCCGCUUUCCAUCACCUCGCCCCAUUCUCCCUCCUUCCAUUACCCCGCCCCAUUCUCCCGCUUUCCAUCACCCUGCCCCAAUCUCCCGCUUUCCAUCACCCUGCCCCAUUCUCCCGCUUUCCAUCACCCACCCCAUUCUCCCGCUUUCCAUCACCCCGCCCCAUCCUCUGCUUUCCAUCACCCCGCCCCAUUCUCUCGCUUUCCAUCACCCCACCCCAUUCUCCCUCCUUCCAUCACCCCGCCCCAUUUUCCCGCUUUCAAUCACCCUGCCCUAUUCUCCCGUUUUCCAUCACCCCGACCCAUUCUCCCACCUUCCAUCACCCCGCUCCAUUCUCCUGCUUUCCAUCACCCCGCCCCAUUCUCCCACUUUCCAUCACCCCGCCCCAUUCUCCUGCUUUCCAUCACCUCGCCCCAUUCUCCCGCUUUCCAUCACCCCGCCCUAUUCUCCCGCUUUCCAUCAUUCCACCCCAUUCUCCCGCUUUCCAUCACCCCACCCCAUUCUCCCUCCUUUCAUCACCCCGCCCCAUUCCCCCUCCUUCCAUCACCCCGCCCCAUUCUCCCUCCUUCCAUCACCCUGCCCCAUUCUCCCGAUUUCCAUCACCCCACCCCAUUCUCCCGCUUUCCAUCACCCCGCCCAAUUCUUCCCAUUCUCUCGUUUUCCAUCACCGAGCCCAAAUCUCGCGCUUUCCAUCACCCCGCCCCAUUCUCCCGCUUUCCAUCACCUCGCCCCAUUCUCCCACCUUCCAUCACCCCGCCCCAUUCUCCUGCUUUCCAUCACCCCGCCCCAUUCUCCCGCUUUCCAUCACCCUGCCCCAUUCUCCCGCUUUUGAUCAACCCGCCCCAUUCUCCCGCUUUCCAUCACCCCGCCCCAUUCUCCUGCUUUCUAUCACCCCGCCCCAUUCUCCCGCUUUCCAUCACCCCGCCCCAUUCUCCCGCUUUCCAUCACUCCGCCCCAUUCUCCCGCUUUCCAUCACCCCACCCCAUUCUCCCUCCUUCCAUCACCCUGCCCCAUUUUCCCUCCUUCCAUCACCCCGCCCCAUUCUCCCGCUUUCCAUCGCCCCGCCCCGUUCUCCCUCAUUCCAUAACCCCGCCCCAUUCUCCCUCCUUCCAUCACCCUGCCCCAUUCUCCCGCUUUCCAUCACCCCGCCCCAUUCUCCAUAUUCCAUCACCCCGCACCAUUCUCCUGCUUUUUAUCACCCCGUCCCAUUCUACCGCUUUCCAUCACCCCUCCCCAUUCUCCCACCUUCCAUCACCCUGCUCCAUUCUGCUGCUUUCCAUCACCCCGCCCCAUUCUCCCACUUUCCAUCACCCCGCCUCAUUCUCCCGCUUUCCAUCACCCCGCCCCAUUCUCCCGCUUUCCAUCACCUCGCCCCAUUCUCCCUCCUUCCAUCACCCGCCCCAUUCUCCCUCCUUCCAUCACCCUGCCCCAUUCUCCCGCUUUCCAUCACCCUGCCCCAUUCUCCCGUUUUCCAUCACCCAACCCAAUUCUCCCCAUUCUCCCGCUUUCCAUCACCCCGCUCGAAUCUCCUGCUUUCCAUCACCCUGCCCCAUUCUCACGCUGUCCAUCACCUCGCCCCCUUCUCCCUCCUUCCAUCACCCCGCCCCAUUCUCCCGCUUUCCAUCACCCCGCCCCAUUCUCCCGCUUUCCAUCACCCCGCCCCAUUCUCCCGCUUUCCAUCACCCCGCCCCGUUCUCCCACUUUCCAUCACCCCGCCCCAUUCUCCAACUUUCCAUCAUCCCGCCCCAUUCUCCCGCUUUCCAUCACCCCGCCCCAUUCUCCCGCUUUCCAUCACCCCGCCCCAUUCUCCCGCUUUCCAUCACCCCGUCCCAUUCUCCCGCUUUCCAUCACCCCAACCCACUCUCCCUCCUUCCAUCACCCCGCCCCAUUCUCCCUCCUUCCAUCACCCCGCCCCAUUCUCUUGCUUUCCAUCACCCCGCCUCGUUCUCCCGCUUUCCAUCACCCCGCCCCGUUCUCCCUCAUUCCAUCACCCCGCCCAAGUCUCCCUCCUUCCAUCACCCUCCCCCAUUCCCCCGCUUUACAUCACCUCGCCCCAUUCUCCAUAUUCCAUCACCCCGCCCCAUUCUCCUGCUUUUAAUCACCCCGUCCCAUUCUCCCGCUUUCCAUCACCCCCACCAUUCUCCCACUAUCCAAAACCCCGACCCAUUCUCCCACUUUCCAUCACCCCGCCCCAUUCUCCCUCCUUCCAUCACCCGCCCCAUUCUCCCUCCUUCCAUCACCCUGCCCCAUUCUCCCGCUUUCCAUCACCCCGCCCCAUUCUCCCGCUUUCCAUCACCCAACCCAAUUCUCCCCAUUCUCCCGCUUUCCAUCACCCCGCUCGAAUCUCCCGCUUUCCAUCACCCUGCCCCAUUCUCACGCUGUCCAUCACCUCGCCCCAUUCUCCCUCCUUCCAUCACCACGCCCCAUUCUCCCGCUUUCCAUCACCCCGCCCCAUUCUCCCGCUUUCCAUCACCCCGCCCCAUUCUCCCGCUUUCCAUCACCCCGCCCCGUUCUCCCACUUUCCAUCACCCCGCCCCAUUCUCCAACUUUCCAUCACCCCGGCCCCAUUCUCCCGCUUUCCAUCACUCCGCCCCAUUCUCCCGCUUUCCAUCACCCCGCCCCAUUCUCCCGCUUUCCAUCACCCCGUCCCAUUCUCCCGCUUUUCAUCACCCCACCCCAUUCUCCCUCCUUCCAUCACCCCGCCCCAUUCUCCCUCCUUCCAUCACCCCGCCCCAUUCUCUUGCUUUCCAUCACCCCGCCCCAUUCUCCCGCCUUCCAUCACCCCGCCCCGUUCUCCCUCAUUCCAUCACCCUGCCCCAGUCUCCCCCCCUCCACCACCCUCCCCCAUUCCCCCGCUUUCCAUCACCUCGCCCCAUUCUCCAUAUUCCAUCACCCCGCCCAAUUCUCCCGCUUUCCAUCACCCCUCCUUAUUCUCCCGCUUUCCAUCACCCCGCCCCAUUCUCCCGCCUUCCGUCACCCCGCCCCAUUCUCCUGCUUUCCAUCACCCCGGCCCAUUCUCCCUCCUUCCAUCAUCCGGCCCCAUUCUCCCUCCUUCCAUCACCCCGCUCCAUAAUCCCUCCUUCCAUCACCCCGCUCCAUUCUCCUGCUUUCCAUCACCCCGCCCCAUUCUCCCACUUUCCAUCACCCCGCCCCAUUCUCCCGCUUUCCAUCACCCCGCCCCAUUCUCCCGCUUUCCAUCACCCCGCCCCAUUCUCCCUCCUCCAUCACCCUGCCCCAUUCUCCCUCCUUCCAUCACCCUGCCCCACUCUCCCGCUUUCCAUCACCCCGCCCCAUUCUCCCGCCUUCCAUCACCCAACCCGAUUCUCCCCAUUCUCCCGCUUUCCAUCACCCCGCUAGAAUGUCCCGCUUUCCAUCACCCUGCCCCAUUCUCACGUUGUCCAUCACCCCGCCCCAUUCUCCCUCCUUCCAUCACCCCGCCCCAUUCUCCCGCUUUCCAUCACCCCGCCCCAUUCUCCCGCUUUCCAUCACCCCGCCCCAUUCUCCCGCUUGCCAUCACCCCGCCCCGUUCUCCCACUUUCCAUCACCCCGCCCCAUUCUCCAUCUUUCCAUCACCCCGCCCCAUUCUCCCGAUUUCCAUCACCCCGUCCCAUUCUCCCGCUUUCCAUCACCCCACCCCAUUCUCCCUCCUUCCAUCACCCCGCCCCAUUCUCCCUCCUUCCAUCACCCCGCCCCAUUCUCUUGCUUUCCAUCACCCCGCCUCGUUUUCCCGCUUUCCAUCACCCCGCCCCGUUCUCCCUCAUUCCAUCACCCCGCCCAAGUCUCCCUCCUUCCAUCACCCUCCCCCAUUCCCCCGCUUUACAUCACCUCGCCCCAUUCUCCAUAUUCCAUCACCCCGCCCCAUUCUCCUGCUUUUAAUCACCCCGUCCCAUUCUCCCUCUUUACAUCACCCCGUCCCAUUCUCCCGCUUUCCAUCACCCCGCCCCAUUCUCCCACCUUCCAUCACGCCGCCCCAUUCUCCUGCUUUCCAUCACCUCGCCCAAUUCUCCCGCUUUCCAUCACGCCUCCUUAUUCUUUCGCUUUCCAUCACCCCGCCCCAUUCUCCCGCCUUCCGUCUCCCCGCCCCAUUCUCCUGCUUUCCAUCACCCCGGCCCAUUCUUCCUCCUUCCAUCAUCCGGCCCCAUUCUCCCUCCUUCCAUCACCCCGCCCCAUACUCCCUCCUUCCAUCACCCUGCCCCAUUCUCCCGCUUUCCAUCACCCUGCCCCAUUGUCCUGCUUUCCAUCACCCUGUGCCAUUCUCCCACUUUCCAUCACUUAGCACCAUUCUCCCACUAUCCAAAACCCCGACCCAUUCUCCCGCUUUCCAUCACCCCGCCCCAUUCUCCCGCUUUCCAUCACCCAACCCAAUUCUCCCCAUUCUCCCGCUUUCCAUCACCCCGCUCGAAUCUCCCGCUUUCCAUCACCCUGCCCCAUUCUCACGCUGUCCAUCACCUCGCCCCAUUCUCCCUCCUUCCAUCACCCCGCCCCAUUCUCCCGCUUUCCAUCACCCCGCCUCAUUCUCCCGCUUUCCAUCACCCGCCCCAUUCUCCCGCUUUCCAUCACCCCGCCCCGUUCUCCCACUUUCCAUCACCCCGCCCCAUUCUCCAACUUUCCAUCACCCCGCCCCAUUCUCCCGCUUUCCAUCACUCCGCCCCAUUCUCCCGCUUUCCAUCACCCCGCCCCAUUCUCCCACUUUCCAUCACCCCUCUCCCCCCCUCCAUCACCCUCCCCCAUUCCCCCGCUUUCUAUCACCUCGCCCCAUUCUCCAUAUUCCAUCACCCCGCCCCAUUCUCCUGCUUUUUAUCACCCCGUCCCAUUCUCCUGCUUUCCAUCACCCCGUCCCAUUCUCCCGCUUUCCAUCACCCCGCCCCAUUCUCCCACCUUCCAUCACGCUUCCCCAUUCUCCGGCUUUCCAUCACCUCGCCCAAUUCUCCCGCUUUCCAUCACCCCUCCUUAUUCUCCCGCUUUCCAUCACCCCGCCCCAUUCUCCCGCCUUCCGUCACCCCGCCCCAUUCUCCUGA